AUGUUGUCAUUCGGCGCGGCUCGGACGCGUCUAGGUCGCGUAGCCACAAGGUCGAUCUUACGAACACGGGCUAGGCAUUUUUCUUCAACAAAAAGCACAUCUUCAAACUUGACGCGGUAUAUCUUGACAGCCGGUGCGAUCAGUACGUCUGGCCUGUGGUGGUUGAUCACUCCCCGCGAUGGUGUACCGCAUCUGGAAAGUCCGCCAACUGACCACUUGGUCGCUGAGCACGGUCCUUCUAAAGAGGAGGUAACGCGUAUGAUAUCGCAAGAUGCGUAUUCAUUCGCAGUGAAAAAUGUUGCCGGGGUCGAUAGAUACGAUGGCACGCAAUUGGCGUCGAAUAGUCUGUGUGAGGACCGUUUCACCCAUGGUAAACUGCCCUCCCCGUUGAAUGACGGCAGUCAGUGGAUGACCUGGGCGGUUUUCGACGGACAUGCUGGUUGGCAGACUGCAGAGUUGUUAAAAGACCAACUGUUGCCCUUUGUGCGACACAGCCUGAGCCAAGUCAAGCCAACCUCGGAUGAAAAGAAUGUACCCGAGGAGCUGGUUCAAAAUGCCGUGAUUAAGGCGUUUGUCGACCUCGACGACGCGAUUAUCAAGACAGCACUGGAGACAUCCCAGAGCAGCGAGUCAUUACAGGACAAGAUCAAGAAGUUGGCUCCCGGUUAUGCUGGUUCAUGCGCUCUCCUAUCCAUGUACGAUUCUGCUUCGAGCAAACUGCAUGUGGCAUGUACAGGCGAUUCCAGAGCCGUCUUAGGACAGAAAGGACCAGACGGAAAGUGGGAAGCGAUACCAUUGUCAGUAGACCAAACUGGCAGUAAUCAAGACGAAAUUGCCAGGAUCGACAAGGAGCACCCAGGAGAAGAAGGCAUAUCCAAGAAUGGACGGGUUCUGGGGAUGAUGGUCUCUCGGGCCUUUGGCGAUGGUCGGUGGAAAUGGUCUUUGGAUUUGCAGCAGGAGCUGAAGAGACGAUUCGGUGCUCCAUCGCCUCUGACGCCGAGAUACAACGUCCAAACACCGCCAUAUCUGACUGCCGAGCCGGUCGUGACAACUACCAAGAUUGACCCCAGCCGACCAUCAUUCUUGAUCAUGGCAACAGACGGUAUGUGGGAUGUGCUGUCUAACCAACAAGCUGUUGAUUUGGUUGGGAAAUGGGUGGAAUCCGCGGCAGGUCAGAAGGGAAGCAGCACACCAGAGCCAGAGUAUGAACCCUUCGACUUUGGUGAGUUUCGAAAAGACGAGGAUUGGAGAUUUAAAGAGGGAAAAACGACAGUCCAAGAUGACAAUGCCGCUGUGCAUUUGGUGAGGAACUCCCUCGGUGGCAAUCAUCAUGAGAUGGUGGCAGGUCUACUCGCCUUGGGAUCUCCAUUCUCCCGGAAUAUACGCGAUGACAUGACGGUGCAGGUGGCUUUCUUCAAUGUUCCUGGCUUGGGAAAUAAAUAG
Messenger RNA from Aspergillus wentii DTO 134E9, 1443 nucleotides. Its product is annotated as PP2C family serine/threonine-protein phosphatase. Lineage: Eukaryota; Fungi; Ascomycota; Eurotiomycetes; Eurotiales; Aspergillaceae. The record is from RefSeq and is a predicted model, not a curated record. Gene Ontology annotation, biological process: protein dephosphorylation. The transcript has a single exon. Bases 1 to 1443 code for a protein of 480 amino acids. Gene Ontology annotation, molecular function: protein serine/threonine phosphatase activity.